GGACGCGGCGAAGCAAGGUGCGACGAGGACACACGACGACCACGGCAACGACAACAGCAAGGGUGCACGCUGAGCAGGCAAACCCCAGCAAUCAAACGAGCCACUGCCAUGGACUGCAUGCAGAAGCGAGCGCACAUGCACGAUGUGCCAGCCACCAUCGAUGAGGUGCUGGAGAGCUACCGUGAAACGCUCGAGUCACGACGCCGCUCCCGCGCACGGGAAUACAGCCACAUUCCCUUUGAUUGGCACAAGGACACGCUCCCAUUCGGUGAAGAACAGGAGGACAAGGAUGUAGUCGCACCUGCCGAGACCACCGGCGCUGGUCUCGGCAGCAUGCAGCAGCAGCAGCAACAACAACAACAACAAGACCAGCAGCAAGAACAAGCGGAUGCAGCUGCACCCGUGUUUGUCAAGCCGCCGCCGCUUGAUAUCCCAGAAGUUGCCAAAGCAACCACCGCCAGCGUCAAAGCACCACGAGCAGGGGCACAGCGCCACGUGGACAUCAAGACGGAGGACGGACAUGACGCCGAGGAAAAGCCGAGUGCAAAGUCACGACAUAUCCGCAUGCAGCAGGAGCAGCAGCGACAGCAGCAACAAAAGCCCGCACAGCAGAGGAAGAUUAAGGUGCGCAGGGAAGUGACCGCGCCGCCACCCGCACCGCGCAGCUCAACAGCUGAGCGCCUGUACAACCUGUCCAAGGCAAAGCAGGCUGCUGAGCCAUCCCAACCUUCCCGCCGAAACUACUUUGGCUACAAGCCCCCAGCCCCCAAGAAGGAGAACGUGCGCGUGCGAACAGAAAAGCCCAAGAAGAAGCGGCCGCCGUUUGCUCACUACGGCUGGAACAACGACCAGAUUGGAGCGUGGAAGAACAAGAAAACGUUCAACGUUCGCGCUUCGAAAGAGGUUGAUGUGCAUGCACUGCACGCUGCGUUGGACCGGGGAUACAUGGAGCGACUGCCGCGCCACGCACAGAAGGAGUGGGCAAAGCCGCUGCACACGCACCCGUUUGACUACGACGCGUACGAGCGCGAGUCUGGGCGACACGGGGAAGCAAGCGGGCAGCAGGUGGCUGUAAGGGGUGGGCCCCGCGUGUCACAAUCUUCACGAAACGCACAGCCAUCGGCAGCACAAGUAACAUCAGCAUCAGCGGCUUCGCAGAAGAGAAACAUGGGUGUCGGCCAGGCGAGGGCGCAUGCAACGGGAGCACGCAGAUCGCAGCACAGAGCAGUCCAGUACUCGCCGCCUGUGGAGGACGAGCAACACCAACAGCACCAACACCAACAGCAGCCGAUGCACGUGGCCGGUGGCGAUGAUGUCACCGAGCCCCUUGAGCAACAUGCGCUGACCGUGACCUUUGAGUCCGACGCGUGUCGCGACGAGGUAGUUCAGACAGACAGCUCCUUCCUGCACUGCGAGGAUGAGAGCACACAGACGCGCGGUGGAAACAUUCGCACAGCAAGCGGACACCAUGGUCACGAGCAGCGAGUGAGGCAACCACAGCAACGCCAACACCAUGCUCCUGCACGGGUGCAGUCCACACCGACACGUGGCGGCUCUGCUCGCCAACAGCACCAGGAGCCACAGGAGCCUGCAUUGUCGACAGAGCAGCAGAGGCUGGUAGAGGCUUUGCGCCGUAUUGACAUGCGCCAGCGCGCAACAGCAGAGAAGAUCCAGUCCGAGUACCAGCGCGCUUACGGCGGCUGGUUGCAGCAUGCCCAGCAAAUGCAGGCUCAACACGUGUCACAGGCGCAGCAGCGAGGCGGCGUUGCAGCGCCCACGGCAGACGACAGCAUGGGGUCACAGCGCACAGUGGUGUUGGGCGCGCACAAGCCACAGGUUGUGCACCGCCGUGUUGCACCUUCGUACUCGUUCCGUGCCAGGGAGGAGGAGGACGCGUACCGUGUUCACUACGGCGCCACAUACACACACGACUGCUGAGCAUUCUUGCAGUCCUGGUGAUGGCGCUGAUAGCGGUGGUGGGUGGUUGUGGUGGCAUGUCAUUGCCUUGCGGCCUGCUUGCUUCAUUUUAGUUGUUUCGUUGCCUUUCAUGGUGCUUUCAUCGCUGGGUUGUUUGCAGCGAGGCAGAAGGUAUGUGUGUGUGUGUGUAUGAGUGUCGCAGGGAGGAGCAGGGAAACAUAUGUUGUGAUGCGACGAGAGCUGAGAGGACUGGAACGACGGUGCUGUUGUCCUGUGGGAAGCGGAGGGAGAAAGAAAGCCGUCUUAUGUUUUUUGUUUUGGCUGUGUGUGCACUUAAACAACAACAACGAA
Molecule: messenger RNA, 2268 nt
Organism: Salpingoeca rosetta
Lineage: Eukaryota; Choanoflagellata; Craspedida; Salpingoecidae
Exons: 6
Coding region: 109-1938 (609 amino acids)
Cellular component (GO): cytoskeleton
Source: RefSeq, a predicted model, not a curated record